Molecule: messenger RNA, 1677 nt
Organism: Achroia grisella
Lineage: Eukaryota; Metazoa; Arthropoda; Insecta; Lepidoptera; Pyralidae
Product: small glutamine-rich tetratricopeptide repeat-containing protein alpha-like
Exons: 1
Coding region: 121-987 (288 amino acids)
Biological process (GO): post-translational protein targeting to endoplasmic reticulum membrane
Cellular component (GO): TRC complex; membrane
Molecular function (GO): protein binding; molecular adaptor activity
Source: RefSeq, a predicted model, not a curated record
GAUUUGCUGUCAAAUCAUUCACAUGUCAUUCAAGUCAUUAUUGCCUAAAAAAUUAUUACAUUUUCCAAAAUAUACGUGAAAAACAAUUGCAUUAAAUUUGUGUCGAUACAAUCAUACAGUAUGUCUGAUAUAAAAAUUGUAGCUGCUAGUAUUGUUCACUUUUUAAAACAGCAACUUGAUAGUGACUCACUAAGUUUGGAUUCGAGAGAGAGCGUAGAGGUUGGUGUCCAAUGUAUAGAGACGGCGUUUGAAUUGGGACCAGAGGAUACAGCUCGUAGUGUUGAUUUACUACAGCUAGUAAGACAACAGCGCGGGGGAGAGCCAGCACCUGAUCGCGCCGAAGCCGAGCGUUUAAAAAAUGAGGGCAAUGAAUUAAUGAAAGCGGAAAAGCACCGGGAGGCAUUAGCAAAAUAUUCACGUGCAAUUGAAAUUGAUCCCCGCAACUCUGUUUACUUCUGUAACCGUGCAGCAGCUCAUUUUAAACUCGGCGAACACGAAGCUGCGGUGGCCGACUGCACAGCUGCGCUGGCACUACAACCUGAUUACGGGAAAGCACAUGGGCGUCUGGGUCUUGCUCUUACCGCUCUAGACAAACACCGUGAAGCACGAGCAGCGUUUGCACGCGCAUCUCAACUCGAACCAGACAAUGAAUCAUACAAACAGAAUCUACGUCAUGCAGAUGAGCAUCUCGCACAACGAGGAGAACGUGGACCUCUAGAUAUUGGUGGGUUAUUACAAAACCCAGCUUUAUUGAAUAUGGCAACAGAAAUGCUAGCCGAUCCCAAUAUGCAGAAUCUAAUAUCUGGAAUAAUGACAAAUACAACAGCACCUGGCGCCCCUACUAAUGCUGGAGGCAUGAAUGCUCUUUUAGAAGCUGGUCAAGCAUUAGCGCAGCACAUGCAGGCAGCCAACCCAGACUUGGUAGAACAGUUGAGACGACAAGUUCGUCCCCCCGGUCCUGGAGGCAAUCCACCACCAUCACAGUAAAAGCCUUGAAAUCAUUUGUCAUUACACUCAUUUCUACAUUGGGAAUUACGAAUUAACGGCUCAAGUUACACUUGUUUAUAGCAAUUGAAAGUAGAUAUUACAAUGAGUAGUAAUUUGAUUAAAGACUACAAUUCUCAAAUUAGUAAUGGGCGUUAUUAAUAAGUUGUUAAAUAUAAAAUAAUAAAAUAACUGCUUUUCAGCAAUAUAUCCAGAUGUAUGAGACUAGUUACAUGUAAGGUCUAUGCGGAAUUAUAUAAUAAUGGCCCAUUUAAUUUAUUUAAAUUUACUUCAUAAUCUUCACUAUGAAAAUAUGUAUUUAUUAUGCAUUUGUGUAAUAAAAUGAAUAAACCUGCAAAGUGUCUUUUGUAUAUUCAAAAUUGAAAAUAUGCUAUAUGUUACACAAAAUGUAUGCAAAACAUUACACAAUAUGUUUAUAUACUUACAUAUUUAUUUAAGUCAUCGCUUUCAUUACUAUAUGUAUUAAUUUAUGCCCAUUGCUGGGCAUAGGUCUUGGUUAUGGAAUAAAUUUAUAUGUUAUGUUUAUAUGCAAUAUUUUACUUACAAUUCAAUUAUAUUUAUUUAAAAACCGUCGUACUAUGACAUUAGUAAUGUCUAUAUUACCUGUACAAUUAAAGAAUAUGUGUACUAUUUUUUAUUUCUUCAAAAGUAUCGCAGGUUCUUAACUUGCAU